This is a messenger RNA of Nerophis lumbriciformis (worm pipefish), 1134 nucleotides long. RefSeq names its product parathyroid hormone-related protein-like. Gene Ontology annotation, molecular function: hormone activity. NCBI's taxonomy places the organism in Eukaryota, Metazoa, Chordata, Actinopteri, Syngnathiformes, Syngnathidae. Gene Ontology annotation, cellular component: extracellular region. Gene Ontology annotation, biological process: bone mineralization. The record is from RefSeq and is a predicted model, not a curated record.
GAUGCUCCGCUCUUCAUGAGACCACCUCAGACCGGAGUGCAGCUGGCGGUUCUGCUGCCGCUCGACUAUCCUGACCCUGCUUUUUCUUCUUUAAUUGGGACACCUGGGAGAAAUAAAUAGCCCACUGUGGGGAGGCAAAUGAACGCAAAAGACCGGAGGGGGGUUUCCCCAGGCUGCCCUCAGACCAAUGGAUAUGCACACAAGUCCUAAGACCUGCUUCUCAUCAUAGCAACAAAGGGGGAUCGUCUUUGAAGGAUCUUUUCAAAAUCAACAUACUUUCGGGUGGAAGGAUGUGCUCGGCGGUCUUACUUCAUCAGUGGAGUUUGGCCGUGUUCUUGCUGUGUUCUCCGGUGACACCUCACGGGAUGCCGCUGGAUGGAGCGAGUAGCAGAAUGAGGAGGUCGGUGAGCCACGCCCAGCUGAUGCACGACAAGGGCCGCAGCAUGCAGGAGUUCAAGCGCCGCCUGUGGCUGCAGGAGCUGCUGGACGAGGUGCACACGGCCCGCGAGCAGGCGCCGCCCGUGCAGAACAGGACCCCCGACUUCAGCGGGAACGACCUCCACCUCCAGAAGCCCCCGGAGGCCACCAAGAACCUCCCCCACAGGUUCAGGCCCGAGCAGGAGGGCCCCAACCUGCCGCAGGAGACCAACAAGGCGCUGGCUUACAAGGACCAGCCGCUGAAGGUGGCCACCAAGAGGAAAAAAAAGGCCAGGCUGGGCCGGCGCCGGGAGGGCGACAAGAAGCGCAGGCGGGCCCGCUCGGCUCGGACUGGAGGCUGAGACGGGUGGAGCACCAGAAGACACUGACACCAACCGGGGCUCCUUUUGCGGCCUUUUGCUUGUAUGAUAGAUUUUUUUUUUGCCUUUGUAUUUUUUAAUGGCACCUCUCAGUUCCAACAUCUCCAUAUUUAUUUGGACAACCUUCACAACCAUCACCUGGAACAUCCGCCAUAAUUUAUUUCCUUUUUGAAAGUCUCUAUUUAUUUGGUGAAUGUAUUGUGGUGCUGCUGACUGAAUCCAUAAUGCACUUUAGUUCUGUCACGUACAUGGAUGUUCUUUUGUGGUCCCGCUUUCCUUUCCCACCUAAGAUCUCUCCUGGAUGUAAUUUAUUGUUCAACCCACUCUCAUCACGUAU